Manihot esculenta (cassava) is the source of this 4428-nucleotide messenger RNA. Its product is annotated as FT-interacting protein 7. The coding region runs from base 1034 to 4255 and encodes 1073 amino acids. The record is from RefSeq and is a predicted model, not a curated record. The transcript has a single exon. NCBI's taxonomy places the organism in Eukaryota, Viridiplantae, Streptophyta, Magnoliopsida, Malpighiales, Euphorbiaceae.
AGAGAGCUAAACCUAGAAAAUAAAUUUAUCUUUAAACUACUCAGUAUUUAAAAGUUAAAAUUUCAAGAGUGACAAUUCCUGCCUACACCCCUCAAGUCCGCCAUUGCAUUCAGGACGGACGCGUUGUAUCCUCCUAUGACGAGCAAAAUUGCUAAAUCAAACAUACAAUAAUACAAUACAGCUUUAUGUAAGGCUGCGUUGCCAUACAAAGAGAUAGAGAAGCUGCAUUUCUAUCACAAUUUCAAAAGUUUCUUUUUAAACAACCACUUACCUCUCCCUCAACACCUUUGUCUACUGCUUUGAGCAUGCUACAGUCCCACUUACAUGGCAGUAAACACUGAGUGCCAUACACGUUCCGAUCACACCUGCAUUGAAGUGUGAGAAAUUAAAGCACUGCUGCUGUGGUGGUGAUUACCUAAUGUGUCAUAUACAUCCAUCUUUUUUGUCAAAUUUAACCAAAUAUGCAUUAUUAUACCAGAGAAAAUAGUGACAGAUCCUCCGAGGUCGGUGACGCAAAAAGAUCAGCCAUCUUUGAUAAAGCAUGCUCAUUUGCUUCGUGGCAUCAACUCAUUACUGCUUUUAAAGCUUGAAAACAUAUAAAUAUUGGUAUGGCAUAAGGCUGGUUAGCUAGGGUCGGCCAAAAAGCAAAAGAUGGAAUCUUCCUGCCUCUAAUAUAAUUAAAAAAAAAACGAAUUUGAAAAAAAACACCACAGAAAAGGAAAAGUAUCAUAUCAAUAAGCAAGCUAUAAGCAACUUAAUAGUACGACAUUUGGUCUAAAGAUGUUCUUGUAGACCAAGUUAAGCAUUACCUCUUCUCUUUUUUUUAUCUUAAAUUUUACAAAAAUGAAAAAAAGAGACAGCCAAGAUCCCACUAUUGAUCUCUUUCCUUUCCCUUCGUUUUCACUCUUUCACAUUAUAUAUCAACUCUUCAUAAACACAAAACCCUCCUCUUUUUUUCUCAUCUUCAAAAGCCUGAACCCAUCGAUUCACACACAUGAAAUAAUUAAUACUAUAAUUUUGCACCCAUAUCAAUAUGGCAAAAAAUCAGAAACUGGUAGUUGAAGUUGUGGAUGCUCGCAAUCUUCUGCCCAAAGACGGCCAUGGGACCUCCAGUCCUUACGUUACAAUCGACUUUUAUGGGCAGCGCAGGCGGACAAAGACAGCUAUACGUGACCUCAACCCGGCAUGGAAUGAAGUUCUUGAGUUCAACGUUGGUAAGCCAUCUAAUGUGUUUGAUGAUAUUCUUGAGCUUGAUGUUUGCCAUGAUAAAAAUUAUGGCCCAACUAGAAGAAAUGUUCAUCUUGGAAGAAUCCGGCUGAGUGCGACUCAGUUUGUGAGGAAGGGUGAAGAGGCUUUAAUAUAUUACCCUUUGGAGAGGAAAUACUUUCUUAGUUUGGUGCAGGGAGAAAUUGGGUUGAAGAUUUAUUACCAGUAUGAAGUGAUACCGGCGCCUCCACCUCCUCCAGCAGAGGAACCGAAGGCUGAUUCAAAUGCAGAGUCACCACCAGGAGCCGAAGCUGCAACAGAAAAGCCACCAGAAGCUGAACCCAAACAACCGGAAGAUGGCGAAAAGUCGAAAGCGGCAGAGGAGACCACCAAAGAACCUGAUAAAGAUCAACCAGCUGAGCAUCCUACAGCUGAUGGUGCCAAGCCUAAUGAAGAGUCAGCAGCAGAAGCUACGUCACCACCUGCAGAUAAUGCACCAGCUCCUAUUCAAGUUGAAAAACCACCAGAACCAGAGCCAGGGCCCCCACCCCCACCACCAGCAGCAUCAGAAGCGAGUGAAGGCCAAGAGCAUACACCGAAAGAUUCCAAUGGGCCUCCAGAAGCCGAUGGAGACAUUGUAUUGGAACCGCCAAUGAAUAAUUGGUCUCCCAAAUCACCAGAAAUAAUGGCGUCAACAAUAUAUGCUUCUGUGCCAGAAGUGAAAGUGGCUGGAAUCAACGGUCCGCAUCCCAUCCCAAGACCAGCAGUAGCAACCACGAACUAUACGUUGGAACCCCAAGAAAGCAUUUCAAUCGAACGUCCAUCAUUUGAUCUGGUCGAAAAGAUGCACUACUUAUUUGUUCGGGUGGUGAAAGCACGGGGUCUACCCACCAAUGCCAAUCCCAUUGUAAGGAUUGUAACGUCAUGCAGCCGCAUACAAUCUAAACCCGCACGAAGGACUGCAUUUUACGAGUGGGAUCAGACAUUCGCAUUCGGCCGUGACGCACCAGAAUCCUCCUCUAUCCUUGAGAUUUCGGUGUGGGAUCCGCCCAUUGCGGAAUGCAAGUCUGACAUGGCAGGUGCGAAAUUCCUAGGUGGGAUUUGCUUCGACGUCACGGAAAUUCCAUUGCGGGAUCCACCGGACAGCCCCUUGGCCCCACAAUGGUACAGGUUGGAAGGAAGUGGAGCCCACAGAGGUGAUGAGAUGCUUGGGAACCUGAUGCUUGCGACAUGGGUGGGGACACAAGCUGACGAGGCAUUCCCCGAUGCUUGGAAAACCGACGCAGCCGGUAAUGUUAACUCUAGAGCCAAAGUUUACCUCUCCCCAAAAUUAUGGUACCUAAGAGCCACUGUACUCGAAGCUCAAGACGUCUUGCCAGCAACCCAUUUAAAAGAAGCCUCGUUUCAACUCAAAGCCCAACUAGGAUCCCAAAUCCAGAAAACCAAAGCUACUGUUACCCGCAACGGCAACCCCUCAUGGAAUGAAGACUUGCUCUUUGUUGCAGCCGAGCCCUUUAGCGACCAAUUGAUUUUCACCUUAGAAAACCGGCAAGCUAAAGGAACUGUUACCCUCGGGAUUGCCAGAAUACCGCUUACGACCAUAGAGAGGCGGGUCGAUGACAGGAAGGUGGCGUCUCGAUGGUUCACUUUUGAAGACCCCAACAGUGAAAAGAUAGCAUACAAAGGUAGAGUUCAGUUGAAGUUAUGCUUUGAUGGUGGGUAUCAUGUAAUGGACGAGGCGGCUCACGUGUGCAGUGAUUACCGGCCCACUGCGAGGCAGCUAUGGAAACCUCCGGUGGGCAGUGUUGAGUUGGGUAUCAUUGCUUGCAAAAACUUGUUACCCAUGAAAACGGUAAACGGUAGAGGGUGUACAGACGCUUAUUGUGUAGCCAAAUACGGCCCAAAAUGGGUUCGAACUAGGACCGUUUGUGAUAGCUUGGACCCCAAAUGGAAUGAGCAGUACACUUGGAAGGUUUUCGACCCGUGCACGGUGUUGACAAUUGGGGUCUUUGAUAGCUGGGAAGUAUUCGAAUCCGACGGUGAAAAAACUGCCGCGCGUCCUGACUUCCGGAUUGGGAAAGUACGUAUACGUAUAUCUACGUUGGAGACGGGUAAAGUGUACAGAAACUCGUAUCCAUUGAUAUUGUUGACAAACAAUGGGGUGAAGAAAAUGGGGGAGAUCGAAGUGGCAGUGAGGUUUAUACGUACAACUCAGACGUUGGAUUUUUUACACGUGUACUCACAGCCAUUGUUACCGUUAAUGCAUCACAUAAAGCCUUUAGGGGUGGUCCAGCAGGAAAUGCUGAGGAGCACAGCUGUCAAGAUCAUAGCUGGUCACUUGUCAAGAUCAGAGCCACCCCUUCGACGCGAGGUGGUGUUUUACUUGGUUGAUGCGGAUUCGCACGCUUUUAGCAUGCGAAAAGUACGUGCCAAUUGGUUUAGGAUCAUCAACGUGAUCGCAGGGGUAUUAGACAUCGUACGGUGGAUAGAAGACAUGCGUGUGUGGAAAAAUCCUACGGCUACAAUACUUGUGCAUGCAUUACUAGUGAUGCUGGUCUGGUUCCCUGAUUUGAUUGUCCCCACAUUGGCAUUUUACGUGUUCGUGAUUGGUGCUUGGAAUUACAGGUUUCGAACACGGGACCCACUGCCCCACUUUGAUCCAAAAAUCUCAUUAGCAGAUGCGGUGGACGAGGAGGAACUUGAUGAGGAGUUUGACACACUUCCAAGUAGCAGAUCAACGGACAAGGUUCGAGGGAGGUACGAUAAGCUAAGAACACUAGGGAUACGGGUGCAGAAGAUAUUGGGGGAUUUUGCGACGCAAGGGGAGAGAGUGCAGGCAUUAGUGACGUGGAGAGAUCCGAGGGCGACGGGGAUAUUUGUAGGGCUGUGUUUUGUGGUGGCGAUGAUAUUGUAUUUGGUACCGUCAAAAAUGGUGGCCAUGGCAUUUGGAUUCUAUUACUUGAGGCAUCCGAUUUUCCGGGAUCGAAUGCCAUCGCCGGCAUUGAACUUCUUCAGGAGGCUUCCUUCGCUGUCCGAUAGAAUCAUGUAGGUCUAUUUUAUUGGUAGCUAUUUUAAAGAAAUAAACUCAUAUAGACAAAUAUUGCACAUCAUUUACAGAGCUGGUGUGUCUUAUUUAGAACCUAAUUUUGAAGGUCAUAUGUUGUCGCCUACCUUUGUGGAACUUUAAUUUGUAAAAUUAAAAGAAUUAGAUCCAUUGAAGAA